AGAAAGAAGAAGAAUAUGGCUGAUUUCCAAGAGCAGUUGAGGCAGUAUCGACAACAGAAACAAAGAAAGGAUUUACUGACCAGAAUCAAAACGAAAGCUAAACGAUUUUGGAUGCUGGGCACUGGUGCAGAUAUAACUCAGGGAAAAAGUGAAACGACCAUCGACAUUAAGCCAGCUAAAACGCUAAAUAAGGAAUCCGGUCUAAUUUAUGAAACCAUUGAUGAAAAUGUGGCCUCGAGCGAAGAUGAUGAAUUGUUGCCACAGGACAACCGGACAAAUGCUAAUGCAAACGAGGAGAGCAAGUGCUUAAAAUACACUCUUUGGACUGUUUACCUUCUAUUCUGGGUUACAUUGUAUGUGAUUGCCAUAGAGCUCAAAUUCGGAGUGGUGUUUUUGAUGUUCUCGGCAUUAUUUGGAAUAUAUUUCAACACCAGAACUGGUCCAAGAAAACCGAGUGAAAUAAGUGCAUACAGUGUCUUUAACAAGAACUGUGAAAGUAUUGACGGCACUCUGAAAGCGGAGCAAUUCGAAAGAGAAAUUCGCUACGGGUCUGGAUCUGUGCGCUAAAAACCUUGACUUACUCUCAUUUAGAGUACAAUGUAAAUAAAAAUCAAUCAUAGAAGUAAAUCAAAUCGUUGUGCAGUGAUUUUAAACAAUAAAGGUGACCCGUCAACAUAAA
Molecule: messenger RNA, 679 nt
Organism: Drosophila grimshawi
Lineage: Eukaryota; Metazoa; Arthropoda; Insecta; Diptera; Drosophilidae
Gene: Saysd1
Product: SAYSvFN domain-containing protein 1
Exons: 2
Coding region: 16-567 (183 amino acids)
Source: RefSeq, a predicted model, not a curated record